AUGGCAGCUUCAAACAAAUCUGGUCCUUCGGGUACUGAGCCCACCAAAACGCCCGUCUAUAUUCAGGAGGUGACGCCUGAGAUCACCACGUUCGACUACCCCUUCAGUCGAUUCGGAAUCCUGCCCAUCGGUGGUCGCAGCAUCGCCAUCAAGAUGCGCGAUGGCCGUCUGUGGGUCGUGCCGUCUACACCUCUCGACGAGCCGACCAGGGCCAAGAUUGACGCAAUGGGCGAAGUCGCCUAUCUCGUGGCGCCUGACAACGUACACCACCUCUUUCUCAAAGAUUUUCACGCAGCCUAUCCAUCUGCCAAGGUGGUUGGCACCGAAGGCCACGAGGAGAAGCGACCGGACGUAAAGUUUACCGGCAUCUACGGCAGAGAUGCUCCCAACACACAAUACGGCUACGAGUCAGAGUUGGUGCCGCAGUACUUCCCCACAUUUGCCAACAAAGACGUUGCUUUCCUGCACAAGGACAGCAAGACGCUCAUUACGGCUGACCUGCUAUUCAACUUGCCUUGCAACCAGCAAUACCGCAACACCCCAUCAGGCAAAGCGACAUCGUGGAUUCCCGGUGUGAUUUGGUUCUCGAAGCUCUUUAACCCCUACGCUGCUUUCCACAAGUCUUUCCUUGGAUCGGCGGGUAUUGCCAAUGGCAUUCCCGGUGUAACCAACGGCGGUUCCACCGACGAGAGGAAGAAGAACUUUGCCGAGGCGGCUUCCACAGUGGCCAGUUGGGACUUCCGUCGUAUCAUUAUGCUGCACGGCGACAUUAUUGAGAACCACGGUCAGGAAGCAUGGAAGACGGCGUUCAGCAAGUACCUCAAUGCUGACGGUAGCUCCAAGUUCAAGACGUCGUGA
This is a messenger RNA of Mycosarcoma maydis (corn smut), 858 nucleotides long. RefSeq lists its product as uncharacterized. The record is from RefSeq and is a predicted model, not a curated record. Lineage: Eukaryota; Fungi; Basidiomycota; Ustilaginomycetes; Ustilaginales. The transcript has a single exon. The coding region runs from base 1 to 858 and encodes 285 amino acids.